AUGAACUUGAAGACUUGUCUUUUGAGCUGCUUAAUCUUUGGAACAUUAAAUGGAAAGAUUUUAAUUCAAAAUUCAGAAAUUCUGUCAUCUUUAAAAGCAAUUCGCGAGGUUGCUGAACAAUUUUACGUCAAAAAUAAGAUCCAGUAUGACUUUGUCUUUAUUGAAGAUGAUAAAAGAACCUUUGAUGAAUUAUUUUAUCGCUUAUCAGCUCAAAACAGACUAAACAACUCUUAUCGACUGAGUUCCUUUUCAAGAAAUUUAAAUGACGUUUUUGGAAUAAUUAACUCAGCUGUUAUCUUCGCAUCAUCUUGUGAAGACCUGCAUUUCAUCAACACUCAUGUUUACUUAGCAAAUCAGUUUACUAAAACUUUCAAGUUCUUGAUCUACCUUGAGGACUGUGGGUUACAUCUUAUUGAUAAUAACAUCGAACAGCUAAUUGUGAAUAAGCAGUUGACAUUCAAGAAAGGAUUGAUUGAGAACUACGAGUUCCUGCUCAUCAACGACAAUAACUUCCUUUACCUUACAACAAUCGAAUGGUUCACAGAGUCAUCAUGCAAUCAGCCACAACUUGUUAUCCUCAACACAUUCAACAAAUUGACACAACAGUGGAGCAAAAAGUUGGAAAAUUAUAAAAAAUUUCAAGACUUUUAUGGCUGUGACUUGACAUUGUGGAUUGCACCGAGUGAGGAGUCUUCUUUGUACUCUAACAUAGAGGUGCUUGAAGACAGCAAUCAAAAAGCUGCUUUUGGAAUCGUUCCACAUACAUUUGCUGGCAUAUCAGAAAAGUACAAUUUUUUACCGAAAUUUCAAAGGUUCGAGGAACAGAAUGGUCGACAAGCUGAAGUUUGUUUCGACAUUUUUCGGCUUAGUUAUGUGAUGGACAUGGGGAUGCACUUUACAGCAUCAUUUAUGGAAAUUCGUGAUGUGAUUGUCACGACUCCUGGAGAGCUGUACACGCCUUACGAAAAACUGUGGCUUCCAUUUGAUGAUCUCACUUGGAAGUUCUUGAUUCUCGUGUUUUGUGUGGCUUUUGCUUUAAUCCUUGUUGUCAAUCAACUCCCACAAAUAAUAAAAGAUGGAAUUUAUGGUGUGAACAUCCAAAAGCCAGCACUAAAUGUCAUUAGUACAUUCUUUGGCAUAGCACAGUACAAAGUCCCACUAAAAAAUUUCCCAAGAUGCCUGCUAAUCAUCUUUGUAUUCUUUUGUUUGAUCUUUCGGACAUGCUAUCAAAUGACUAAAAGUCAAGAAUUUUAUUCAUUUUCAAAAGGUUUAAAGGAAGUCGUUCAAGAAUUUUACAUUAAAAAUGAGAUCCAGUUCGACAUUGUUGUCAUUAACGACCGAAUAAAGAAUCAAUUUGAGCUAGAUUUCUUGAUUAAAAAUUACGGCACAUUGACUCAUCGACUUAGUUCAAUUCCUAACAAGCUUAAUGGAAUCUUUGUUACUACUAACUCAGCUGUUAUCCUCGCAUCAUCAUGUGCAGACUUGAAUUUCAUCAAUUCUAAAGUUUUCUUAGCGAAUCAGUUUACAAAAAGUUUCAGAUUUUUGAUUUAUAUUCAAAAUUGCAAGCUGAACAACCUUCAAAAUUACAUCGAGUAUCUCGUAGUUAAGAAGCAGCUGACAUUUAAAAAAGGAUUGAUUGAGAACUACGAGUUCCUGCUCAUAAACGACGGCCACUAUCUAAAGCUUACAACAAUUGAAUGGUUCACAGAAUCAGCAUGCAAUCAUCCACAACUUGUCAUCCUCAACACAUUCAACAAAUUGACACAAAAAUGGUCGAAAAAAUUGAAGAUUUAUGAAAAAUUUCAAGACUUUUAUGGCUGCAACUUGACAUUGUGGGUGGCUCCAGACAUAAAAUCAUCACUUUUUGCAAAUAUAAUUAUAAAUGAUGAAAAUCAUGAAGGACGCGUAGUUGGACUGAUUCCACAAAUAUUUAUUGAUCUGUCUCAAAAGUACAAUUUUGUUCCAAAAUUUCAAAGGUUCGAGGAGGAAGCAGGUCACCUGGCUGAAGUUUGUUUUAAUGUUUUUCGUCCCAGUUCAGUAUUUGACAUGAAGAUGCACUUCACUGUAUCAUUUUUGGAAAUUCGUGAUAUUAUUUUGACUACUCCUGGGGAGCUGUACACGCCUUAUGAGAAGCUCUGGCUGCCAUUUGAUGAUCUCACAUGGAAGUUCUUGAUUUUUGUGUUUUGUGUAGCUUUUGCUGCUAUAUUAGUAAUUAAUCAGUCACCAAAACUAGUGCAGGAAGGAAUUUACGGUGUGAACAUCCAAAAACCAGCACUAAAUGUCAUCAGCGCGUUUUUUGGCAUCGCACAGCAUAAAGUUCCGAGGAAAAGUUUUCCACGUUGCCUUCUCAUCAUCUUUGUGCUUUUUUGUUUGAUUUUUCGGACUUGCUAUCAAAGUAAAAUGUUUGAGUUUAUGACAACUGAGCCUAGACAUCCAUCACCAAAGAGUUUUCAGGAUUUAAAGAUCAAGAACUACACAAUGUAUACUAACAUAAGUCCAAAGAUUGUAGAUAAAAUGAUUAACGAAGAUAAAAAUGAACUACCUGUAAUUAAGCAGUCAUCCUACGAUGAACUUGAAUACCUGCUUACUACCCAAUCACAAAAUUCAUCAGCUAAAACAUCGAUGAUCAUUCAAUCAAAUACUUAUAGUUACUAUCAGUCUUUGUUUGGUAAAUCAUUGCGUUGGCAUCAACUUAAAAAUGUCAAUUUUAAGGUCAGUCAAAUAAGCUUUUUCUUCUUCAUUAAUAACUAUUUUCUACAAAUAAUUGACAAAGAGACACAACGAUUGACGACAGCUGGAAUCAUAGAUUUCUUAAUGUUGGAUCUAAUGAGAGGAAAACUCGUUUAUGAAUCAAAAAAAGAAUGGACAGUUUUGACGUUUGAAAGAUUACGUUUUGGGUUUGUAAUUUGGUUGUGGUCGUGUGCAGGAACUGUCAUAAUUUUCCUAAUUGAAUCAUUGUUCUGGAUAUCCAAGUGGAAAAUUGAAAGAUCCUUAAUGACAGAUUCAAGAUAUAAGUGCAAUAAACACUCAAAAGUCCAUCCAAUUCAAGACCAAAUAAGAGAUGAGAAGCAUCCUUAUAGAAAUGAACAUAAAAUUUUGUUUGACUUGUGGCUGAAAAGGACAUUUGUAAUUGCAAACAAAUAAAAACAAUGAGUUUAAAUAAAGACAACACGAAGACAACAAGAAGACUAUAAAAGGAUAGCACGAAUAAAACACGAAGACGAAACGAAGACAACUCGAAUAAAAACACAAAACAACACUAAGAAUAUACAACAAAGAACAAGCUACAAAGAAAAAACUACCAAUAAAAGAUACAAUUACAACAUUAAAUUAACUUGUGAAUCUAAAAAGAUAAAACAUUU
Molecule: messenger RNA, 3362 nt
Organism: Chironomus riparius
Lineage: Eukaryota; Metazoa; Arthropoda; Insecta; Diptera; Chironomidae
Source: the annotation of a GenBank genome assembly